Messenger RNA from Penicillium pulvis, 2976 nucleotides. Its product is annotated as glucan endo-1,3-beta-D-glucosidase. Gene Ontology annotation, cellular component: cell surface. Bases 1 to 2976 code for a protein of 991 amino acids. Lineage: Eukaryota; Fungi; Ascomycota; Eurotiomycetes; Eurotiales; Aspergillaceae. Gene Ontology annotation, molecular function: glucan endo-1,3-beta-D-glucosidase activity; endo-1,3(4)-beta-glucanase activity. The record is from RefSeq and is a predicted model, not a curated record. The transcript is spliced from 7 exons.
AUGGGAAUCGAGUCGAAAUGGAAGGCAGCAGCCUUGCUGACAUGGCUUCUUGCUGCAGAUAGUGUAUACUGUUUGCCGAACCUGCGUGUUGGGGCUUUGGCAGAAGAGAUUCUCCAACAAACAGCUACCCAGCCCGUGUCGGCUUUUGAAACACAGUAUCCUCCAUCAAACGCGGAGGAGAGAAUUCUCAUCCCGAAGGCUUCACCAGUCUAUCGCGUGGCUUUGGAGAAAGACGGUCAUUCAUCGCAAUUACCCUUCCCGGGACUUGACAUUCAUCGUUUACUCGACGAUAUCACUGGAUUGUUACCGACUCUCAAACACAAACACAAGACUGCUCCCACAACAGCUAAAUCUGUGACAGAAGCACCUAAGGUAACACAUACUGGAGAGAUAAAGAACGUCCUUGUUCCCACUGGUGCAACGGAUUUUCCUGAUACAACUGAUUUCCCUGAUACAACUGAUCUUCCUGAUCCAACUGAUCUAUCUGAUAUAAUUGAUCCUACUGGUACAACUGAUCUACCCGAUACGACGGAUCCUACUAGUACAACCGAUCCUACUAGUACAGCCGAUCCUACUAGUACAGCCGAUCCUACUAGUACAUCCAAUCCUACUAGUACAGCCGAUCUACCUGAAACAACUAAAUCUACUGGUACAAUUGAUCCUACUAGUACAGCCGAUCUACCUGGAACAACUAAACCUACUGGUACAAUUGAUCCUACUAGUACAGCCGAUCUACCUGAUACAGCCGAUCCUACUGGUACAACUGAUCUCCCUGACCCGACUGAUUUGCCUGACCCAACUGGCCAAACAUCCGGCAUGAACAACCAAGAUAUUUUUCAACCGGUCGCGACUGGAGCACCCCCGGCCAACAUCAAAAGCCGUGAUGAUCACCCUGUGGCCAACAAACAUGCCAAUACUUCAGAGCCCAUUGAAACAAACAAGUUCUACGCAGGAUUGUUUUUGGGAACGCAGACAAAUGCUAGCUUCACGCAGCCUUACUCUGUGACAUGGUCCAAGGGAGCCGGCACUUUGAAGAGUUGGGGCAUAUCGGCAACCCACAUCGAGACCAACGUGAUGGCAUUCGGGCCCAAGAAUGACAAGAUACCCGGAUCACCUGUCGAGUACUACAUCAAUCCCGUUGGACUUCAGCAUAUGAUCCUCUCUGCCUAUGAGCUGGAUGGAUCAAGCGUUCUCACUGUUGAAGACCCUAAGGCGUUCUCUGCCCAUGCAGUGUUAAGAAAAUCCGCUGGGUCUGCUAAGUCAAUCACUUUUCCAAUCACACAGGGUAUGGGUUACAUCACCGGUGUAUACAAUGACCUCCAGCCGCUCAUCGAGAGUGGUGUCUUCUUCCGCAAGGUGGUAAAUGCCGGAUCCCCCAGGCCAGGGAUUUUCAAAUACCAGGUAACCCUGGAGGAUGAAACCCAUUGGCUUCUCUAUGCCGCCCCAGAAGAUGGUCAAGAUCCUCAAUUUAAGCUGGUCACGCAGUCUAGCAUCCGUGGCCCAACGGGAUACUCUGGCACCAUUCAGAUCGCCAAGAACCCCGCUGGAAAGGCCGGUGAGAAAUUUUACGACAACUCUGCUGGUGUGUAUGCUGUGGAUGGCCACAUCACUGGCUCAGUCACUGGUGACGUCGGAACAUACAACCUCUCGUGGACCAAGGCUGGAAAGUACGCGCACAAGAGCCCACUCAUCACGUUCGCCUUGCCACACCACAUCCAGUCCUUUGAUAGCAAUACCCAGGCUCGUGUGACGAACAUCCGUUUGCGAAGCACUACCAAGGGUAAUGCGACCGCAGUUAUUGGCGAGACUUGGACUAUGACCGAGGCAAAUCUCCCUGUCGACAUUGAUUUUGCUCCCUGGUCGACUACUGAUGGAACUGUGAACACACUUUCUGAAGCCGCUCGGCAGGCCAUCCUGAAAGUCGCGCCUACCGAAUUGCAACAAGACAUCCUUGCCCAGACUGAUCUGAACAGCAUGUACUACAGUGGCAAGGCGUUGAGCAAAUUUGCAACUUUGAUUUACACCGUGAACCAGCUUGGCAACAAUGCUGACCUGACUACCGGCGCUUUCCAAAAUUUGACGAAGAGCUUUGCCCGCUUUGUGCAGAAUGAGCAGCAAUUCCCCCUAGCCUAUGACGCUGUUUGGAAGGGUGCCGUCUCCACUGCUGGUUAUGCUGGAGAUCUGAACGCUGAUUUCGGCAACACUGCCUACAAUGACCACCACUUCCACUACGGGUACUUCAUCCAUGCUGCUGCGAUCAUUGGUGCCCUUGACCCAAGCUGGCUUGCAGCAAACAAGGACUGGGUUAAUAUGCUGGUCCGUGAUGCGGGUAACUCCGUGCAAAAUGAUGCCUAUUUCCCUUUCUCGCGUGGCUUUGACUGGUUCAAUGGCCACUCCUGGGCAAAGGGUCUAUUCGAGUCAUAUGAUGGCAAGGAUCAGGAAUCUACCUCUGAAGAUACCCUGUUUGCUUAUGCUGUGAAGAUGUGGGGACGUACAACUGGAGAUGCUAGCAUGGAGGCCCGUGGUAAUAUGAUGCUGGGCAUCAUGCGACGAAGCCUCGACAACUACUUCCUGAUGCAGGACAACAACACCAACCAGCCAGCGAAUUUUAUUGCCAACAGGGUGACUGGAAUUCUAUUCGAGAACAAGGUCGACCACACCACCUACUUUGGGAACAACCUCGAAUUCAUUCAAGGGAUUCACAUGCUGCCCCUCCUCCCACACUCUGGCUACAUCCGUCAACGUAGCUUUGUGACACAGGAGUGGAAAGACAUGUUCGCUGCUACUGCUUCAACACCAGCCUCCAAAGUGGAGGGUGGCUGGAAAGGUGUUCUGUAUGCGAACUUGGCUCUCAUUGAUCCGGGUGCAGCGUGGGACUUCUUUGCGCAGGACAACUUUGACUACAGUUGGAUUGAUGGAGGUGCAUCACGGACUUGGUAUCUAGCUUACGCUGCAGGUCUUGGCGCAAGCCCCUAG